Linum trigynum is the source of this 575-nucleotide messenger RNA. The record is from the annotation of a GenBank genome assembly. NCBI's taxonomy places the organism in Eukaryota, Viridiplantae, Streptophyta, Magnoliopsida, Malpighiales, Linaceae.
CUUCGCCAGAUAUCCCUCAUCCAGGACCUUACAAAGUGGUAUCAGAGCUCUGAAAUCUGGCAAAUGGCGAAGCACACAUCCCGCAUCGUUGAGUUGGAGUUGCAGAUGGCGAACGUCCGGCAGCAGAUGGAUUCUCAGCACACCGACCUCAAAGCCGCCAUUGCUGCUCUCGCCUCUUCGACGAAAGAGAAUUUGGAAGCUAUCACGGCUUCGUUGUCACAUCUUCGGGAGAAAUCACCGAUCCGAGCUCAGCACCCCGCCAACCACGAGCCUUUAUUCGAUAAUCAACAAUUUCGACCUCAAUAGUGGCGGCCGACGCUCCUGGGUCAUUACCCCAAACUCGAGUUUUCUCACUUCUCUGGCGCCGAGCCUCAUGCUUGGGUGAGCCGGUGCAACAAACUCUUUCAUCUCUAUUCAAUUCCGGAGUAGCAGAAGGUUGAUUUGGUUUCGUAUUACUUAGAAGGUCGUGCUUUCACAUGGUUUGAGUGGUGGUCUUUCCGUCGUUUCCCUUUGAUUUGGGGGCAGUUCGUCGAGGAACUGUUCCACCGGUUUGGCAAUCAAGAGCAGCUGAAUGU